This is a messenger RNA of Colletotrichum truncatum, 4386 nucleotides long. Its product is annotated as ABC transporter. NCBI's taxonomy places the organism in Eukaryota, Fungi, Ascomycota, Sordariomycetes, Glomerellales, Glomerellaceae. Gene Ontology annotation, biological process: transmembrane transport. The record is from RefSeq and is a predicted model, not a curated record. Gene Ontology annotation, molecular function: ATP binding; ABC-type transporter activity; ATP hydrolysis activity. Gene Ontology annotation, cellular component: membrane.
AUGUCCUGCCCGGCCUUCAGCGACCGGGCAUUUGGACCACGAGUCCACACAAACUGUCGGUCUUUCGACUUCACCCUGCAGUUUGAGGAUGUUCUCUUCGCCUGCUUGCCGGCGGCAUUGUUUAUCCUGCUCGCCCCGCCGAGAAUCACCCAGCUGCUUCGACAGCCUACUGCUUUCUCGACUCGAUCGAGGCUCUUGGCCAGCAAAUUGGUGGCUUUGACGGCCCUGCUUGCCCUACAAUUGGCUUUCCUAGCUCUGCGUACCAAAACCCCUUCAUUCCAGAGUCCUGCAUCGGUCGCCGCCGAUGUCUUGGCCUUUGUCGCUACGCUUACAGCUCUGCUGCUGUCUGUCCUGAACCAUCAGAGGUCACCUCGGCCCUCGACCAUACUCAGCCUGUAUUUCUCGGCAUCCAUCAUACUUGGCAUUGCCCGCGUGCGAACAGCAUGGCUUCUCCCUUCUGGCGGCCCUUUGCCGGCCAUCGCAACAGUCGUGUUAGUUCUCACAUUAAUGGUGCUUAUGCUAGAGUCAAUCGAGGCGAAGAAAAUCCUUGCCGCAUCUGAUGACGCCCCAGACGUUAAAAACACAAUCCCCGAGCAGAGCAGUGGCUUCUGGGCGAGGACUUGCUUUUGGUGGUUGGCAAAGACCUUCUAUUUGGGGUACUCCAAAGUGAUAUCUUUGAGCGACUUGCCCAGGAUCGAUCCGAGCAUGGAGAGUCGCCUUCUCCAUAGGGACCUUGCUGUCGCCUGGGACAAAUACGACCACCAAAGUCGCCAUAGUCUUCUCAAAGCUUGCUUUUGGGGCUACCUUUUGCCUUUCUUAGCUCCCGUUAUUCCCCGGCUCUGCUUGACCGUCUUCACAUUCGCGCAGCCAUUUCUCAUAAACGCGACUGUGGCCUAUGUUAGUAAAGAGAACCCGGACGUGAGCUACGGUAGAGGCCUCAUCGGCGCCUGGGCACUAGUGUAUCUGGGUAUCGCGGUCAGCAACUCGGUCUACCAGUACCACAAUGUCCGUUUUACAACUAGGCUUCGAGGGGGAUUGAUCGCGCUCAUCUACCAGAAUGCGGUCUAUACGAGAGACGUUGACACUGGAGAUAUCACGGCGGUAGCCCUGAUGGGUACGGAUGUCGAACGCAUCUUUGGCUCCAUGUCCGUGUUCCAUCUGUUGUGGGGUUCGCUGCUUGACAUUGCUAUUGCAAGCUGGCUCCUUGGGCUGCAGUUAUCUAUCGCCUGCCUGGCACCGAUAGUCCUUGUACUGAUUUUUAUCGCUGCAAUGUCCAAGGUUUCGGUAGCCAGCAAAACAGCGCAAAUGCGAUGGAUCGAGAAGAUCCAAGAACGCCUCCGCAUCACGACGACUGUGCUCGGCGAGAUGAAGGCUGUAAAGAUGCUUGGACUCACAGAUGUCAUGUCGAAUACAAUUCAGGGGCUUCGCAAUGAUGAGAUCAACACCUCCAAGUCUUUCCGGAAGCUAAUUGUGGCUACUCUGAUACUCUCACUUACGCCGAUCAAUCUCGCCCCCAUUGUCACCUUCGCAGUAUAUGUCAUAAUCUCAGUAUACUGGAAACACAAGACGCUAUUGCCUGCUCAAGCGUUCACCUCCAUCGCAUUGAUUGGGCUUUUGACCACUCCCGUUGUCGCAUUCCUACAACUGCUGCCGAUGGUUGUCCAAUCGCUCGCAUGCUUCGACCGCAUCCAAGACUUUUGCAACUACGGUCACCAACCUGCGACUCUUGAUGGACGAAGUAGCACCUCCAGCGCGCCGUCAGGAACUGAUAUCAGCCUUGUUCCGUUGACGACGACCGAGGACGACAGAAAGCCAGCAAAUGCCCCGCCGCUACCCGUUGUCUCGUUCAGAGGGAACAGCUUUGGCUGGAAAAAGGACCAGACUGUCCUCCACGACAUGACCGUUGAUAUUGCUCGUAACGCGAUGACGGUCAUUAUCGGUCCUGUGGGAAGCGGCAAGUCAUCUUUCCUCAGCGCUAUACUGGGGGACAUGAUAUCCAUCUCUUCUGCUGCUACGUCAGGCAAUAAAACUUGUCUAGAAAAAGAGCAAGUAGCGUAUUGUUCACAGACCCCGUGGCUGGAGAACGGGACGAUUAGGCAAAACAUACUCGGUGUUACACUUUACGAGCAGAAAUGGUAUGAUACCGUCGUCUCAGCCUGCGGACUCGAAGCGGAUUUGCAAGCGCUACAAAAGGGCGACUACACGCUUGUUGGUAGCAAAGGUGUAAAUCUCAGUGGCGGCCAAAAGCAGCGCAUCGCUCUUGCCCGCGCCGUCUACUCCAGGAAGAAGGUCGUUGUCCUCGAUGAUGUUUUUAGCGGCAUGGAUGCCCACACGGCUGACCACGUCUCAAUGCGUCUGCUUGGCACCGAUGGUCUUUUGCGUAAACAGCACGCAGCGGUUAUCAUCGCAACACAUAGCCACAAAAUUAUGGCCAUCGCCGACAUCAUUAUUUCCCUUAGUGAAGGCAGAAUACAAGAAGUUGGAAGCCCUACAUCCCUCAUGCAAGGUCAAGGUUAUACCAGUAGAUUUGGGCUCAAGCUAUCUCCUCACGGUGUGGUUGAGGAGAUACAGGACCCUCAUGAUUCUGCAACUUCCAUGGAAAAGCCGAUCACGUCAGCCGACGAGGACAAUAAUCAAAACCAGAAGCUUCACACAGAUAUCCGACGCAAGAACGGGGAGAAGGCAGUGUACGAGUACUACUUGAAGAAUGCCGGCUGGAAGGCGGUAAUCCUGUACACUGUCUCCGUCAUCAUGUGGACCUUUUUCUCCGAGUUCUCCACCGUCUGGGUCAAGUGGUGGUCUGAAGCCAAUGCCAGCGAGCCCAACAAGAGCGUGGGAUACUACAUGGGUGUCUACGCUGCCUUUGGCGUCCUUGGCACUGUGGCAGCUUCUUUGGCUGCCUGGUUUGCAUUUCUGGACAUAAUCACUAACACGGCUCUCAACUUGCACUCCGACCUUCUCAAAACAACUCUAGCGGCAUCAUUCCGUUUCUUAACCAGAACAGACAAUGGCGAAAUUCUUAAUAGAUUCAGCGAGGACAUGCAGCUUAUAGACAUGGAUCUACCGUCCAACUUGGUCAAUUACACUUCUACGGCUGUAUCUGCGGUGAUCAAACUCGUGAUUCUCGCCGUCUUCUCUCAAUAUCUCGGAAUCACCCUUCCUUUCCUCGGGACCGUGGUCUAUUUCCUGCAACGCUUCUACCUCCAGACGUCUCGCCAGGUUCGUCUUCUCGGAAUCGAAGCAAAGGCUCCCCUCUACACCCACUUCUCCGAGUCCGUGGCCGGCGGCGCGACCAUCCGUGCCUUUGGCUGGCAAGCGCAGCACCAGGAUCGUAACUAUGGCCAUAUCGACUUGUCCCAGAGGCCAAACUAUGUUCAGAGCUGCAUCCAGGCGUGGCUCACGUUUUCUCUCAAUGUCGUCGUGGCUGCGCUCGCUGUUAUUCUCGUGUGUGUAGUUGUCACCUGGCACGACAAAUUCAGUGCCGGAAGCGUCGGUGUCAGUCUUGUCAUGGUUAUCGGCUUUAGUGAGGUGCUGGCACGUAUGAUUCAAAGCUGGACCAAGCUUGAGUCCAGCAUCGGGGCCGUCGCAAGAGUGAGAAGGUUUGUGGCGGAGACCGAAACGGAGCAAACUACCGGCAAGGGGCAUCUACCUGCGAACUGGCCGCAUGCCGGUGCUGUCAACUUCUUCGACAUUGUCGCGUCUUAUGGUACCGACACCGAACCCGUUCUCAAGGGAGUCUCGUUGUCAGUAGAGGCUGGUAAACACGUUGCUAUUUGCGGUCGCUCAGGCAGCGGCAAGACGUCGCUCAUUCUCACUCUACUACAGAUGACAGAUGUCAAGCAAGGUAAAAUUGAGAUUGACGGUGUUGACAUAUCGACUUUGAUACCAACCGAGCUUCGGUCUUGCGUCAAUGUCGUUUCCCAAGAUCCCUUCCUCAUGCCAGGGACCAUUCGAUUCAACAUUGACCCGUUGGGCCUUGUCUCCGAUGACGCAAAGAUUACCCAGGCCCUUGAAAGAGUCGGCCUAUCGAGGCUUGUUCAAGAGCAAGGCGGCUUGGACACAGAGAUGGACGACAAAGCUUGGUCGGCCGGUCAGAAGCAGCUUCUCUGCAUGGCCAGGGCCAUUCUUCGGCAAUGUAAGCUUUUGAUUCUGGACGAGGCGAUGAGCAGUGUGGAUUUUGAGACCGAGGUGGCCCUGCAGGAUGUCGUUGACAAUGAAUUCCGUGACUGCACCGUGUUGGCUGUGAUGCACAGGCUCAAGCACGUCUCGCAGUACGACAUAGUGGCGCUGUUUGGUGACGGCGAACUAUUAGAGGCUGGAGAACCAUCUGCGCUGAUUGCAGCAGACACCCGGUUUGCUGAGCUAUACAGGAUGAAUUCAAACUGA